This is a messenger RNA of Seminavis robusta, 3239 nucleotides long. The record is from the annotation of a GenBank genome assembly. Lineage: Eukaryota; Bacillariophyta; Bacillariophyceae; Naviculales; Naviculaceae.
ACCAUUGCACCCCCCAACCCGCAGUGGACGCCUAUAGAAUGUCGUUACCUCCCCCUCUUGGCAUCGUUUAUGAAACCUACAUGACAGGAGCCGACAUGGCAAAGGCAGCCGGUAACAUUGACGAUGCCAUGAUGAAUUACCUCAAGGCUUUCAAUGUUUUGCCACAAACGCAAGACUUCGACCAGUUCCGUCAUGACAUGAUGCUUCAAAUCUCUUACAUCGGUGGAUCGACAAAAACAAGUGCCUUGAAAGAGGAGAGCUUGCUGAUCCUUGAGCGGUUGGUAGAAGACACAGAAAACCAAGAACCAAUUUUCAUCAGAGCUAUCGCUAGCCAUUUGCUGGCCUGCCACUACGCUGCAUGCCACAAGAUUCCACAUGCACAUGCUUGCUCCAAAGCCACCAUUCAGUUGUGCAAUGGAGCUACCUCGGAAGACAGGGGGCGAACCCAUAAAAUUGGGGGGACUGACUUCUCUGCAAAUAAUGUUUUUAAUGACAUUGUGGAAAAAUCUGAGAAAAUUCGAGAUUACAGUGGGGACACAUUGGCAGGCUAUUCCAAACAAAGUUCAACUUUCCUUCAGGAGUUAGUUGGCCUGGGUUCAAACCCCUUGGAUGUCCCUACGUCUCUCUCUGAAAUGCAACCUGGGACAGCCCAGGAAUGGCUGGACUUGACGAAAAGCAAAUUGCAGCAACAGGGCGAGGCCUUCACAACGCCACCAACUCUAACCUGCAAGAUCAUGGAAACAGUGAAAGCCCUUCAUGAGAAUGACAAGACAUUUUUGAUCUUUUAUCAGGGACCACUCGAAAGCGCAAGUCAAACACUGCAAGAUCUGAACACUUCGGAUGAAGCAGCCCAGUUGAUUCGACAUAUGGAUGACGAAUGGCAGAAUAAGCUUGUAUACCGGGUGUUUGAUGUCGAUAUGAAAAGAAUCGAGCGGGGGAAAACACACAAUGUCUUCUGUGAUGUGCAGCUGGUUGCGUGCAAUGCUGAAGAAAGCCAUGAAAAGAAUCUGUUGUCAGCCUUUGCCAUUGCUUGUUUGGAACCGCGAGGCAAACCCGGGGCACUUACUGCAGGGGAUCCGUCCAGACCCAAAAAAGUGCUUUUCCCCACAACACACAGCACUCAGCACCCACAGAUUAGAACAUUCAUGGCCAUGAUGGGGUGCGAAGAAAUUGAUGUCGCCGAUUUGACGGUGCUGAAGCUAUUGGAACAACAAUGCAAGACUGCCUUGAAGGUAUCCCCGUUCUCCAAGAAAGCCACUCCUCGUUUGUAUGACCAUGCAGCCGGAAACCAGUGUGGGAAGUGUGGGAUCGUUGGCCCCAGCCUGUUGAAGUGUUCUUGUGGCAAAGCCUACUACUGCAGCAAGGAGUGCCAGAAAGAUCAGUGGCGCAGCCAUCGAGCAGAUCACAAGAAAGCCAUGAAGAAAAAGGCCAACAAGGAGUCCUCCAAGUAGGGAUGUGUGGACUGAGAUCUGCUUUGUUGUAGCAGGCCCAAUCUGGAAUCAAAGGGCUGCACUAUGAGCUUGGCAUUCCCACGCAUGGAUUCCAAAUAAGGUUUGCGGGGAAAUGAUACCCAACAGUAUGUCAAGAAAUCUAUCAAUCCGUCUACCUAGCUAUCUCAAUUAACUUUCUUUGAUGCAAUGCCGACGUGAAUGCAUCAAUCAUGCAAGGCAAGCGCAACUCCGCCUUCUCUGUUCACAUGAGAGAACACACCAAGAGGGAAAAUAGUGCAAGGAUACAGCCAAAUGUUGAUGGAACCGUGGCUUUCGACGCAUCGGUAUCAGCCUCGUUACCGUCUGUUCCUUUGCUUCCAUUUCCAGAACUGCCAAUAUCCGAUUCUGUUCUUGCGGGAACAUUGAUUGUAUUCUGGAUUCCUCCACUAGGACAUGCAAGGUCACUUGUUGCGUAGGUAAACAAGCCAACCUCACCCUUCAGACAGGAGGGAGCAAAUGGGGGGUUCACGGUCAAGUAAUACCCAUAUUCACCAUUGCUGUCUACUUUCCCAUUGCACUCAUCAACGGUUCCUCCAAAUGCGGCACUUUGUUGUAGAGUCCCGGCAGAAUCAUAGAGACCAUAGAUUGGAUGACCAUCACGAGCAAAGCCAACAAUGGGGCUUGGCGGGGCUUUUUCUGGAAAUUGGGAAGCUAGCUCUCCAAAAGGUCUAGUUGCAUUGCCUUCAUCAUUGAUCCACCAACUUGAAGAGUCGGCAAAGGCAACUCCCAUGGAUUCUAGCAAGCAGAUUGGUGGGAUGUGGUAAUGAUACUGAUGCUUCUUGUCCGAGUGGCCAUUGCAGCUGUCGUAAGCCCAGGUCUGCUUGUGGCUAUCCAGGAGAACCCCAUUUGACAAGAUUCCUACUACGUCGUCUUUGAUCAUUGUGGGUUCUCCAACAACUGGAUUCUGGGGGAUCACCAUUUUGUAGUGUUGGAACAGUGGCUGGUAGAGUCCGUGGGAUGUCAUUCCUACACCGCAUCCACCUACGAGGGACGCAAACAUGAAAAGGCUUUCACGAGACAAGCAUUGGUUCACAUGCAUUUCAUUUUCAACUACUCACAACCACAUCCUCCACAACCACAAGAACCACAUCCUCCACUACCACAUCCCCCACAACCACAACCGCAAGAACCACAACCACCGCAGGAAUUGCAGCUGCACGCCCCAGAACAACCAGACUCAGAACCACAACCAGCACAGCAAUCCGUCAUGUUUUUGGAAGCACUGCAUUGAGAACCACAACCUUGUCGAGAGCAGAAAGGUUGAGUUUUGGUGCAAGGCUGCACGUGUUGAGAAACACUAAAAGCUAGAGAACUUCUCGUACCUGAGCAUGCGCUGCAGUAGUUGGUUGAAUUGCAGGUGCCAGCACAACUGCCACAGGAGUCUUUGAUGUUUGCAGAGAUGAGAAGAAAGACACCAGAGUAUGAUAUAUUAAUGUUCAUCACAAUCAGAAAGAAAAGAAAUGAACAGAAAUGAACACUGCUUACCUCCACCACAGCUGCCACAGGAUGAUUCAUUCAAGAAUCUACCAUGAGAGAAAAUGUUCUUCGAUGCUGCCACCACAACUGUCUCGUCCACUGAUUUGCCCAGAAGAGCCAGCAACAAGAGAGGGAAUCCAGGAAUGAUAUCAGGGUUCACUGCAUGCAUGGCUUACUCGCUUCUCAGCUGCUGACUGUAUCUCACCUCCACAAGAGGACCCACAAGAGGACCCACAAGAGGACCCACAAGAGGACCCACAAGAGGACCCACAA